AUUCAUUGUAAAGAAAUUAAGUCCAUACAACACUCAAAGGUUGUAUUUUCAAGUAUGAAAAUGCACAGGUUUUUGAGGGUCAAGCAGAAACCGAAAAAGUCUGUCCAACGAGCGUAUUGUCUGCGCAAAUGAGGUGCAAUGAAAGAAAAUGGUAACUGCACCUGAGCGGCACAGUUGUUUAAAUGUUCGAAAUAGUGCGCAAAAUCUCUUUUUGGUCAGAGUCGUCAAAUUUUCUUCCAGUACAACAGGCUCAGUUUUUCAUCUUUUCACAUGCAGACAAAGAAACUGUGGCUUUUCCUUUAACAUACUGGUCUUAGUUUUGCGUUCGACCGCCGCUGACGAUGUGAGCCUAUACGAAUUAGAGAAUUUUCUCAAAUUCAGACCGAAUGGUUACUGGUCAGAAUCAUCAAAUUUUCGUACAGUACAGGCGGCUUAAUUUUUCAGUGGUUCACAGACAAAAGAAGUGAAGCUCUGCUUUUGACGCUAAUGAAAUGAGCCUACAAGUACACGAUAAUCUUCCGAUCCCAUUUCGAGCAAAUUAAGGGCAUUAAUACAUAUGAAAAGUGUUCAUACGUGUCGUUCGCUCUUACUUCAUCGUAUGAUCAUGUUGUCUACAAGAACUAAUCAUGAUAUAUGUAAAUUUGAAUAGUUUGGUUUAGCAAUGACUCCAAUUUGAAGUAAAGAGUCAUCUUGAAAUUUUCCAUUUAGUAUUCAAGCUUCUCACAUUUGUGGAUAAACAAGACAAGAUAUUAUUUUUCUUCAACAUCUUUCUUCCCGUAUUUGGAUAAUCUCUGCUUCUUACAGAUUAUCAGAAGUCUGAACACGCGUUAUUCACGUGAAACAUAUUAAAUAUAUAGGCCCUAUUUGUACAUUCACAUUUCGGUCAGGUCGAAUGCAAUUGGAACAAUUACACUAUAAGACUUAUUAUCUCGGCAAAAGUUCCGGCAGGCAAAAGUUCAAGGCAUAAGAUAUUCAUGCCGACCAGAUGCCGCUUUCAGACGGCUCAAUAACAAUACUUUAGUAAUCUAUAAGCUGAUUCACUUGUCCGCACGCCUCGCAGUUGCUAUAAAAAGCAAAGAUCUGAUAACCUCACGUGUUUUUAAACUUCUGUUGGGAUAAGAUUUUAAUCCUUCGAUAUUAGUUGGUCUUUUUGGGCGAAGAUUGCCAAAUUCGCAGUCUGCAAAAUUGUCACGCACUUUGGUUGUUGUAAACCUUUCGAAAUCUCAAUUCGGAUACGUUAGCCACACGCCAUGGACGAGCUUUUCCAAACCCCACCAGAAACAAGAGAACGCGUCUCGGCCGAGGUUAAGGGUACGAUACCAGAUUGGGUCAACGGAACCCUUCUACGAAAUGCUCCUGCGAAAUACGAAUUUGGUAAGCAUGCUUACAAGCACUGGUUCGAUGGCUUGUCUCUUUUGCAUGCUUUUAUCAUCGAGAAAGGCGAAGUGAGUUACCACAGCAAAUAUUUGGAAACGAAUGCUUAUACAAAAGGCAGUGAGAAAGAAAGGAUCGCCUACGCCGAGUUCGGAACAGCAGAGCUCCCCGAUCCGUGUCAGAAUAUCUUUUCCCGCUUUUUUUCCUAUUUUUGGCCGCCAGAAAGGACGGAUAACACGGCUGUGAAUGUUUUUACGAUGAAAGGAAAGGUAUUUGCGAACAGCGAUUCGCCAUUCAUGAACGAAAUCGAUCCUGACACGCUGGAAAUUCUCGACGUUACCAACGCAAAAACGGACAUCGAUUCGGCAAGAAUCGUGUACGCAUGCGCUCAUCCUCACGAGGAGAACGACGGUAACGUGUACCACGUGAUGACGUCCGUCGGCCGUCAAUCUCGUUACAACAUCGUGCAAGUUCCCCCAGCGCAACGAGCCACUCAUAUCAAGGUCGAUAAGCCCCUGGAAGGCGCUAAAAUCAUUGCGAGCCUCAAGCCACACAAGAGCAUUACCUACUACCACAGUUUUGGGAUCACCACGAACUAUUUCAUCUUUGUUGAAAAUCCGUUCAGUAUCAACAGUUUCGAAGUGCUGCGAAUGAAGGUCGAGCACAGAUCUUUCCACGAAUGUAUGCAUUGGGAUGCAAAAGAACCAUCCAGGUUUUAUUUAAUCGAACGCAGAUCUGGCGCAUGCGUUGGAAGCUAUGAGGCGCAUAGUUUUUUCUCCUUUCAUCACGUGAACGCAUACGAGGAUAUCAAUGGUCUCGUGGUAGUAGAUUUGUGCUGUUAUCCCGACGCAACCAUCAUUGAUCAGUAUUAUCUCCAUUAUCUUCGUAAUUCCAAAAUAGACAAGGUUGGUGAAAAUUUUGCUGAUCCUGAAGUGAGACGUUAUCGUUUGCCAAUUCCUGGCAAAUCUGCUUCUCGCUCUUCUUCUCCCCGUUUAACUUACGAGAUACUUGGCAGUGAUCUGGAGUUGCCUCGUAUCAACUACCGUUUCAAUGGUCAGGAAUACAGAUACAUCUACGGAACAGGUCCGUACGAACACGGUCAUUUUCUUGACCAGCUGGUCAAAUUGGAUACGGUUUCAAAAUUGAAAAAAACUUGGUACCAGUCUGGAUGCUUCCCGUCCGAGCCAGUGUUUAUAGAAAGACCUGGGGCCAAGGAUGAGGAUGAUGGCGUUAUCGUGUCGGGGGUCGUCGGCACGGGGGGUGAGAAAUCUUUUUUGCUCGUCCUGGAUGCAGCAAGUUUUGAGGAGCUAGCCAGAGCUGUUAUUCCGAGCCGUCUACCGCAAUCUUUGCAUGGAAAUUUCUUCCCAGAUUUAAGUUACAAGUUGAAGGCGUUCUAUGCGAACAAAUCUAAGCCAAAAGAAAUGGAAGUCGUGCAAUAAUUAUCACAAGAAUGAAAUAACCUGUUUUUGAGAAUCUGCGAAGUAGAAUAUAUAGCUUAAUCAAGAUUUUGAAACUAAUGUCUUAAACUAUCUUAAACUUCUCCAACAGUAAAAAAAGCAGAUCAAAACAUAAAGUACGCAACACAUCAUGGGUAACAAUGUCUCUGAGUUUGGCAAUACUAUAUGAAAAAGAGAGAUUUGUACUUCCUUUGAACUUCCUCCUAUAUACCAUAAUACAAAAUU
Molecule: messenger RNA, 3056 nt
Organism: Dendronephthya gigantea
Lineage: Eukaryota; Metazoa; Cnidaria; Anthozoa; Malacalcyonacea; Nephtheidae
Product: beta,beta-carotene 9',10'-oxygenase-like
Exons: 5
Coding region: 1251-2813 (520 amino acids)
Biological process (GO): carotene catabolic process
Molecular function (GO): carotenoid dioxygenase activity; beta-carotene 15,15'-dioxygenase activity
Source: RefSeq, a predicted model, not a curated record